CCGCAUCCUUCGUCCAUCCGCUCCCUCCCUCCCUCCCCGACAUGACCCCGCGCCGCCGCCGUGAGCCCUCCGAGCCCCGCAGUGAGAGCGACUGGGACGGCGGAUCCAGCCGCGAGGUCUCCCCCGACCUCGUCCGCCGCGUCGCACGCCACUACCACGACCCCGCCGCGCAGAUCUCGCACGCCGCGGACGCUGGAGCCUGGCUCAGCGAGAUCGAGCACGACCGUGUCCACCUCAUUCAAGAUUGGGUCCAGAUGGCCGCGUGCGACCGCGACGAGGACGCCGGCCCACCGCCAUCCCCCGCUGACCACUCGCACAAGGGCGUUCUCCGGAUCCGCGGCCACCAGGCUUGCCUCGAGCUCGUCAUGCGAAUGGCCGCCGACCGCCAAGCCGAGCUCCAGCGCCUCUCCCAGCACCGUGCCGUCUCCGACUUCCCGCAUCGUGUCUGCUUCAGCGUGCUGAGGGCGACCAGCUCCCCUUCGAGUUCCGCGCGCUCGAGCUCGCCCGACGUGCUACGUUCGUCUCCGCCGGUCAUGAAGCAAAAGAGCCAAGCCAUUACCCCGUACGCCAGGGGGGCAAUCCGCACAACGAUGUGGGUAAGAAAGGUUUUCUCAUGUCAGACUGUAAUGGUGUGCAGUUCAUCUUGUGGAGGAGUGAACUGUGUUGUGAGAUCCAAUUCAUCAGCAGCAUGGUGAGUCUGCUGGCACCCUCAUAUCUAUUUUCUCCUACUAUUGUAUUGUCUGAAUUCUUUCGUAUUUUUCCCACAUCACAAUUAUGUUGUGAUGUCUCUUGUACACUGUUGUAUGCGGCAACCGAUGUAGCACAUUUUGUUACCUCGGAUUAGUUAUGAUGUAAUGACUUUGAUUCUCAGAUCAGUUCUCAUGUCA
This is a messenger RNA of Phragmites australis (common reed), 887 nucleotides long. RefSeq lists its product as uncharacterized. Bases 42 to 695 code for a protein of 217 amino acids. NCBI's taxonomy places the organism in Eukaryota, Viridiplantae, Streptophyta, Magnoliopsida, Poales, Poaceae. The transcript is spliced from 2 exons. The record is from RefSeq and is a predicted model, not a curated record.